Molecule: messenger RNA, 840 nt
Organism: Ictalurus punctatus (channel catfish)
Lineage: Eukaryota; Metazoa; Chordata; Actinopteri; Siluriformes; Ictaluridae
Product: E3 ubiquitin-protein ligase UBR2-like
Exons: 5
Biological process (GO): ubiquitin-dependent protein catabolic process via the N-end rule pathway
Cellular component (GO): ubiquitin ligase complex; cytoplasm
Molecular function (GO): ubiquitin protein ligase activity
Source: RefSeq, a predicted model, not a curated record
AUGAGGCCACUUGUCGAUGGGAAGAAACUGUUUUUGUGGCGUGAGGUUUUUGGACUUGAUGGACCGCAGCCUCCUCCCAGAGGGGAGUGCCUGGAAAAGUUUGUGUCCAGCGUGAGAGGGGUCAGCCAUAAUCGUGACUGCCCACUUCAGGGUCCUGUACAGGUAAUGAAGGGGUGGCAGAUUGCAGCCAAUCACCUUCUCAGCAGAGCAAAUGACAUGCUGCAGUCUGUCCUUGUCCUUGGCAGUGGCAGCAGUGUACUAGAUGACCUCAACAGGAGCCCCAGUUCAUGUGACGGUGCUCUGGUGUGUGUGGGACCUCGUCGUUGGCGUGCCAGAGGAGGAGAGAGGAGGCAGAUGGAGAUGUGUAUCCUGUGUCACGAAGUGCAGGAGAUCCUACCUGAUGGCGCCGCCAUGGUGCUCGCUGCCUUUGUCCAACGCUCUCCGGUCAUGUCCAAGAACCGCAAAAGACCCCCUCACAAUCCAAAGAGCUAUGAUCCCCUCUUCAUGCACCCUGACCUGUCCUUUGGUACCCAUACCGGCAGCUGUGGCCACAUCAUGCACUCUCACUGCUGGCAGAGAUACUUUGAGACACUCCAGAAUCAGGAUGCGCAGUGGCUGCAUGAGCAAUCCAGUUACGAUGUAGAGAAUGGGGAGUACUUGUGUCCACUCUGUAAGUGUCGCAGUAACACUGUCAUUCCUCUCCUGCCCCUCACUGAGACCACCUGCAGUUACAGCAAUAGUGAGCAGCCAGGUCUGGCUCAUUGGCUGAAUACAACGUGCCAGCAGAUCAGAGGCUUGCACUCUGCUCAUAAGAGAGCCAAGCAACAAGUGAGUCUCAUC